Molecule: messenger RNA, 980 nt
Organism: Orbicella faveolata
Lineage: Eukaryota; Metazoa; Cnidaria; Anthozoa; Scleractinia; Merulinidae
Product: neuropilin-2-like
Cellular component (GO): extracellular region
Molecular function (GO): calcium ion binding
Source: RefSeq, a predicted model, not a curated record
UGAUAAACAUCAUUGUGCAAAGAACAUUUCUUGCGAGCAGUCGCCCUUGGAGUGAGUUGAUCAAGAAGCCAACUGAUACGGCUUGACGUACAAUGACAAUGUUAUCGUUAUUUGCUGUUCUACUGGCACUGUCAGGAACAAUUCACGGCCGAUUACUUCCACGUAAGGAGAUCGUCCUGGACAAAAAACACGCAUUUAACUUUUUUGGGUUUUUCAAUGACAUCGACCACGAGUGCUAUGAAGAGGGAUGUACAUUCGGUGAGGUUGUAGAUCAUUAUGGAUACUCGGAAAAGUCGUACGAAUAUUGGAACACCUACCAAUGCAAGCAAUUUCAAAAGGAUUGUGAAGAUGUCGCUUGCCGCGGCAAUUCCCUUGGAAUGGAAGAUGAUACAAUCUCUGGCGGAGGAAUACUUGCCUCAUCGUGGUAUUCACCAUAUGUGGAUUACGCUCCAUCUCAAGGACGACUGAACAACGAGGACGGCUCUUGGUGUCCAAACAAGCCUGACGAAGAUCCAAAUCCAUAUCUCCAGAUUGAACUUCCUCAGCGUUCUGGAGUCUGCGCAGUAGCCACGCAGGGAUCUUCUCAAUACGAUACAGAUUACGUCACGAAAUACGAGAUUCAGACGUCACUGGACAGAGAGAACUGGGAAACAUACAAGGAAAAUGGUACAAACAAGGUUUUUACCGGGAACUCUAACGCCAAGGACAUGUUAAAAGACAACCUGGAUGAACCUGUCCUAGCCCUCUUUGUCCGGUUUGUCCCCAAAGAAUGGAGCAACUGGCCGUGCAUGCGCGUUGAGGUUUAUGGCAAACCUGCCAACUGCACUGUAAGGACAACGGACAACAAAUGUUGUGUUUUUCCAUUCUUGUACGAAGGAGAAAGACACUUUACCUGUGCUUCGACUUUCUUUGGAGAGAAGUGGUGUGCGACAACAUAUAACUAUGAUGAGGAUGAAGAAUGGGGAGAGUGCUUAGCAUGA